Ectocarpus siliculosus is the source of this 1374-nucleotide messenger RNA. The record is from the annotation of a GenBank genome assembly. NCBI's taxonomy places the organism in Eukaryota, Phaeophyceae, Ectocarpales, Ectocarpaceae.
CGCACAGCACGCUGGUCUGUCUUGCCGACCCAACCACUGCUGUCGAUACUGUUCGUCCAUCCCGCUGGCAUCUUUGUGAAACGCACUCUGCUCUGCACUAUCCCCUCAGAAGCAACGUUCUCCUAGCUCGCAGUUCGCAGUCGCAGCAACCAACCAACCCGUUUGUUCCCACAACAAGGGUCUUCGAGGGGUACGGCAGUAGUACAGAAAAGCGAGAGGGUGGGGGUGGUGCCCGGCGUCUCCUCUGCUGCUACUGGUGCUGCUAGAGCCAUGAAGGACAUCGAACGGGAGGACAGCAAGGCGCUCAUUCUCCCCCAAGAGGCUUCCCCUCGUCGGAACACGGAGGUUGUGUACCGUUCCACGAGACACUUCUCCGACGAGGAUCUGAAAGGCCAGCAAUAUCUGCGGCCCUCGACCACGAAGGACGCCCUCGCAAACGGUGCCGCCGGGGAGGAGGCGUCGGUGCCGCCGCCCACGCUCGUGGAGCAGGCUGCGGCGGCAUUGUUCUAUGCCGCAGCGAGCCUGUUGGUGAUUUUCGUGAAUAAGCUGGUCCUGACGAGCAAAGGGUUUCCGAGUUUUUUCUUCAUCGCCAUCUCCCAAUUCACGUCCACAUGCCUCGUCGUGAACGUGCUACGCCUCACGGGGCACGUACAGCUUGCUAGGUUUGACAGGGCAACUGCGGAGGCCGUCGCGCCGCUCAUGGUUAUCUUUCUUCUCAACACCGUUUCCGGGCUGGGCGGCACGAAACGAAUUAGCCUCCCGAUGUUCACGGCCCUCAGGCGUUUCAGCAUCCUCAUGACCAUGAUCAUGGAGAGGUACAUUUUGAACACGGUGACGUCUAGAACGGUGCAGCUUUCUGUGGCCAUGAUGAUCGGCGGAUCCAUCCUCGCCGCGUAUUUCGACCUCAAGUUCGAGCUUCAGGGGUACUUGCUGGUCCUGACGAACGACUUCUUCACAGCCUCGUACAGCAUCUCCAUCAAGCGGGCGCUGAACCUCAAAAUCCCGCAGACUAGCCUCCUGUACUUCAACAGCCUCUUCGGAGCCAUUGUCAUGACCCUCGUCGUGUUCAUCAUGCCGGGCGAGACGGAGAGCAUCGUGGAGUUCCCGGGGUGGCGGGAUCCGGCCUUCAUAGGUCUGUACAUCUGCACGUCUUUCAUGGGUUCGGUGUUGCAGUACUCCAUCUUCCGGUGCACGCGGGUCAACUCGGCGCUCACCACCUCGGUAGUGGGCUGCGCCAAGAACCUCCUGACGACCGUGGUGGGGAUGCUCGGCAUGGGAGACGACUACGAGUUCGAGGCCCUCAACUGCGCCGGCAUGGUCGUCAGCAUGGGCGGGUCCUUCCUCUACUCGUGGGCGAAGGUCAUGAAGCGAUGA